AUCUCCUUUAUAGAGAGCUAGACUUUUUCAAAACGAGGCUUAAAAACAAAUAUUUUUCAUUUUUCAGCUAACAAUGCUAGAUAAAAUGGAUUUUUACACUAAGAGGCACAAAAGUAGUAUUCAUUGAUGCGUUAUAAAACAUCUGAAUGAACACAUAUACAUAGCAAGAAUGCCUUUGAAAUUAUCCAAUGUUUUACCUGAGGAACUGUUAAGGAAUACUUGGGACAACAACAAUAUCUCAACAACAACUAUAGCGCACAACUUAACUACUACAACUUUACCAUCUCACCACAAUAGCACAGUGAGGCCCUCUAUCAUCAUAACACCACCAUGUCAGUGGAUUCUCUAUAAAGACAUUGCAGAUUCUAGAGUUCGAAUCUGGGAUUUAAUGAUAUUGAUACCAAACAGUCUUUUCCUAUUGUUCCUUCUACUUAAAAUUAAGACGUCAUUCUCCAAGUUGAAGAAUACAAGUAGUCCCAUCUUCCUUGCUUUCUAUGGCCUGGUAUGGAUUGUGGCAAUAAUUAGCGUUUUACGUUGUGUUGUUUCCAUGACGGUGAAUGCAGCUGUACCAGCUGGAGACAUUGCAGAUAGGCUUUUAUGGUUGAUUCUGCGAUUCUUUCUCCUAUCUACUGAAUUGUCUGUUAUCACAUUUGGAUUAGCAUUCGGUCAUCUGGACAGUCAGACCAGUAUUAAAUGGGUGUUGUUGGUUACAUCAUUUGUUGCCCUAGCCUACUCAUUCACACAGGGUGCUCUUGAGUUCACCACACACCAGCAUGUGUUUCAUGUUUCCGCUAAUGGAGAAUAUGAUAUAUUUGGUCAUGGAGGCAUGCUAUUCUGGCUAAUCAGCUCAAUAUGUUUCUUCAUAAUAUAUUCAUCUAUUGUCAUACUUCCCUUUACACCUAUUCGAGAAAGAUUUGCACUGCCAUCAAAGAGAUCAUUCUACAUAUACGUGUUCUUACUGUCACUGUUGAAUAUGACACAAGCUAUCGGCAGUGGUCUUCUGUAUGGUGAUGUCAUGUCUGGACUCUGUGUCGUUGAUGUGACUACUUAUCUUUACUUCACCUGUUUCGCUCCAUUUGUCUACCUGUGCUUUCUUAGAGAGUUUUUCGCGACAUCUCAGACCCCAAACAUCCUCUUCUCGUACAAAGCCCAGGUGGAUGACGGGGGAGAGGAAGACCUAAAUUUACCCCACCAGUCCUUCCCUAACUCGCCAAAGCCAGAGAAUGGUGAACUAUAUGACAGUACUCAGUUUGAGGACCAGGCACAACUGGAUAGCCCUAACCCACUGUAUAACAACACAGAGGUGUCAAUCAAUGCGGAUAUAGAUUACGAUUAUUAUCAACAGACAAAUAAGAUUGCAUAAUUUAGGCUUAUGAGAAAUUUAAAGUGACUUAGUUUUGUUGGUUGUGACCCUCGUAGUAUUAUAUGCCUUUGUAUUACCGUAUUAUUUUUUACUCUCUGUUGAAUUAACUUUUGUAAGGUAACAAACAGACAACCUGAAAAUAGUAGAGUAAUCAAUGCUUAGUAGGAUGUGACCUUCAAAACGAAGAUUCUUAGUCCUUCAUUGAGAUUUUAUACAUGAGAAAAAAUUGUGCCAAGCUUUCUAUGUAAAUACAUGGACCGGUUAUUGAAAGGUAAUAUAUACCAGAGUAUGUAUACAUAACAUAUACAUAUAUUUAAAAUGUACCAGGUGUCCCAGAAAAAAUGCUACCUAUAUGAAAUGGAAAUAACUCUUCUUUCAUCGAAAAAAGCUGAACUUGAACGAGACAAAGAGAAUUUAUUUUUCAAUAAGCAGUUACAAAUUUUAUAGAAAUUAAUAAAUCAUUUACUGAGACAUUUUAGAUAACAUGCUCUAACUUCCAUUAUGAUCGAUGCAGAGCUGAAUGCAAAUCCAAAGAUAGAAAAUGGGUGAUCGUGCUAGAAUUGAGAGAAAUGUAAACUGUCUGUUAGGCCUAGAUAGCCAAAUUUUAAGAAUAUUCCAUUAUCUCACAGAUCUAGAGUUGUUUCAUGUUUGUUUCGGUACAAUUCUUUUGUGACACCUUGUAUUCUCAAAAUAAUUUUAUGUUUUUUGUUGUUGCUUGUUUGAGAUGUCAGAUUUUAUAAUUCAUAGUGUACUAGGUACAAUAUUGCCAAA
Messenger RNA from Owenia fusiformis, 2134 nucleotides. Lineage: Eukaryota; Metazoa; Annelida; Polychaeta; Sabellida; Oweniidae. The record is from the annotation of a GenBank genome assembly.